Molecule: messenger RNA, 142 nt
Organism: Scutellospora calospora
Lineage: Eukaryota; Fungi; Glomeromycota; Glomeromycetes; Diversisporales; Gigasporaceae
Source: the annotation of a GenBank genome assembly
ACCUGAAAUAUGGAAACAAUAUGUAAACGCAUGGAAAAGAAUAGGAGGUAUUAUAAAUAACACAUCAGAAAAUUGGCCAUGGAGUCUAGAGAAUAUUAACCUGACAGGUACAAAAGGCACAGAAUACAAAAUAAGCAAGGCG